AAUUUUUUUUUGCUUUUUGAAAUUGUGGUACUAAACACUAACUAUACGAUGUAUGGAUCGAAAGAUCGAUCGAUCAAUCGGCCGACCGAACGACCGACCGACCAGCCAACCAAAACGACCUGCAAACCAAGUGAAAAAAAAGGCAAAGUACGAGAAAAUCACCUGAAGCGUUCUCUCUUUUUUUUUAAUAAUAAUCAUUAUAUUACACUAAGUUGUUUGCGUGAACGUGCAAUUUUUUUUUUUCGCGAAUGGCCUAGGUCACCGACAUUUCAAAAAAAAAAAAACAGAAACAGAAAAAGAAAACUAGGUAGACAUUGGCCGUCAAUCAAUUUUGACUACCAUUCCCCACUAAUAUCUAUGUAUUGUAAUUUAUCAUAACAAAAUGGUCGGAAAAAUGUUGAUCCAAAAAGGAUUUAAUCUAACCGGAAUAGUAAUUGAUCUUCAAUUUAAUAAACAAUCACAUCCAUCGAUACAAUCAUCUGGUUCAUUUUAUCCAACAAUUUCAUCAUAUCCAUCAUCAUCAUCAUCGUCGUCGUCGUCGUCGACAGCAUUGGCCAUUCAAUCGUCAGAGGCGAAUUUGAUGAAACUAUUUCAAGGUGAUCGGAAUGGAACCUAUCAUUCAUCAUAUAAUAAUCAUAAUAUAUCGGAUUCAAGCUCGUCAUAUCGAAAAACAAAUCUCAAUGGAUGUUUAGUAUCAAUUACAUUUGAUAGAUGUAAGAUUACAUCGGCAACUUGUACAUGUACACCACGUGUUGUUCAUUUAUUCUGGUGUGAACAUGUAGUCGCAUUGGCAUUGUAUAGAAUACAUAAACCAUAUUCAUUUGAUCUCCGCAUUCCAAUUUCAGAAACUUUACUCGAUAUGGAUCGGCAGCAAUUACAAAAAUUGGUGCAAUAUUUAAUAGCCGAACAUCAUGUGCAAAUAUUACCAACGGUGCAAAGACUUACAGACGAAUUAAGUCAGAAACAUGCACCAAUUAAUUUAAUUCAUGGUGCACCUGAUCCUACAGCCGGUGCUUGUGUUUACGGGCCACAUGAUUGGUAUCUGAAUGAGGAAAGAACAGCCGCACAGAUUAGAGAUCUGGUCAAAUAUGUUAGCAUAUCGGAAUCGAAUAAAAUUAUUCUACUUUUCUAUAAGGUCAUUGAAAUGCUCAAGAUUAAAGAUUCCAAUGGAUCACGAUUCUUGCGUAUCAUAACCGAACAAUUUCUUUAUUCCUAUUCACAUUAUCUUAAACCAGAAGAUGCAUUUGAACAAAUGUAUUUUGAUCCAUUCAUUUUCCUAUGGGAUCAUCUGACAAAUCUUUGGACAUUUAUUGUGGCUGAUCCAUCGUUAUCGCCAUUAAAACGUGUAGAAUGGCGUGAAAUGUUUCGCCAUUGGUCACAUAUUUCAAAUUGUCCCCGUGAGGAUACAUAUUUUAAUCUGAAUGUACAAACAACCCAUGAUACAUCACAUCGUUGUUCAUCUUCAUCAGAAAAUGAGCCAAUGGCUCAUUGUAGUAAACAUGAUAGAAGAUUGAUUGUCAAUGCUUCUCGCAAUGGUCACAAUGUUCCAUUCAGAAAACGUCGAAUUUUAGAACGAGCAUUGGAUGCUUCUUACAUUACUUGGGAUGAUGCACAUUUACAAUUGAUUCUUCGUCAAGAUGGGCCAAUUGAUGGAAAAUCUUGUCUAUAUUAUUAUUCAGAUGAUUUCGAUAAAGAUGGCUUCCCUAUUUGGUCAGAACAUUUGCCUACGGCUUGCGUACGAGUUGCCUCAUUACGUGUGAAUGGUCGUUUACAAGAAGCUCUUCGUCUUUCAAUGGCCAUCGUUCGUUUGUUUCGUCAUCGACAACAUAUUCAAGAACAGGAAAAUAUAGGUCUUAUCCAUGUUGUUCCAUCUUCUGAUUCAUGGAUCGGUAAUCCAUUAGAUCCGAUUGAAAUUUUAUUCGAUACAUUAGCCGAAGCUUCUGUUACAAGUGAUUCAAGAUCAUAUGAUGCUCAUUAUGCUUUGAUUGGUUAUGAUAAAAAAAUCGAUAUGGGUAUAUUUAGCCGAAAUGUUCUGGUCGAUAUGUUUGUCAUGUAUAAUGAAGUUAAUGGUUUGGUCGAUAAAGAUGGUAAUAUGGCAUCCAAUGUUAAUGAUAAUAACGAUAUCAACAAUGAAAAACUCAAAUUCAAUCAUGUAAAAGUUCCCGGUUCAUCACAAUAUUGGGAUACAUAUCUAAAUGCAGCCGUAUACAUUGCAUUGGUUGGCCUAUCACAGCUUCGUCGAUCACCAGAUCUUGAAAGUCAACGUGAUCGUAGUUAUCGACAAGAAGAACGAUUGAUACGAAAAUUGUUGGAUAUAAAAUUGGAUUCAAUACUAAUAUCUACCAUACAAAAACAGGCACGUUAUCUAAUUGAAUAUGGUAUACUCAGUGAUAUGGUGACUGGUGAACAUAGACAACUGUUUGUACCAUCUGAUGUUGUUCAAAUACCCGGUCUUGUACGCUAUAUGUUUGGAGCACUUCUUCCAACAUUUCCCGAUUUAUCUUAUGAUAUUGGUCUUCGAUCACUCAGAUUUUUUGCAUUCAAAGAUGAACAUCAAUCAUCAACAGAAGCAGAUCAAUUGCCAGUACGAUCAAAUUUUUUUGACAUGUAUUUGGAUGUACAAUCACUUUUGGCACGAACAAUGUUAUUUGCUGCUCGUAAUGAUUAUGCACAAUUACUUCUUAUAUUUGAAACUAUCAAAACAUAUGUCAUUGAUCCACAUUAUUUAAACAAAUUGGCUCAAGAUAUAUUCAAUUUUAGUUCGAAUGGUAAUCGUCAAGAAUAUCUUCUACGUAUUGCAUAUCAAUUUGGACUUCAUUUGGCCAAAAUAACAUUGAAUGAUCAAACAAAUGAUAGUUGUCGUAAGAAUACCAUACAUUGGCUAGUGACUUGUGCCACCGAGAUUGGUUAUGAUAAAAUUGUUUAUCUAAUGAGAAAUUGGAAAGAAUAUUUUAGUCCAUCCGAAGCGGUUCGUCAUGUAGCAUCGGCAGUAUUGGCACAGAAUUUCAAUUCACGUCUUUGUGUUCGUGAUCAUAUAAUGCGUUCAGAAGAAUUGGCAAGUACAGCUAGAAAAUUAGCUGUCGAAUGUGCAAUGCGCGAUCCAUCCAGUUGUGCAUUGAAUGCAUUAUCAUUAUGUGAAAAGGAUCAAUAUGCAUUCGAUACGAUUGCCAAAGUAGUUGAAACGGCUGCCUCAUUAAAUCAGAUUGGAUCACAUAAAUUGUUUACAAUAGCACGAUAUCUCGAACAUCAAGGUGCUUCCGAACGUGCUUGUAAGAUUGCAUUAUUAGCUGCCAAUCAAGUGGUUAUACCAUUGACAGCUGAUUCACAUCAUUCGAUUAAUGAUCUCCAAUGGGCCUGCAGUUUGGCACAAUGUCUUGGCACAGAAGAACUUAAUAAACUUGUAGAUAUUUUGAUUAAAAAUGUACGUUGUGCACCGGUUUUGGCCGAUAUGAUUCGUCGUUGUACACUACCUCAUCCGGUUCUACCGAAACCUGUCAUGAUUGGCCAAAAUAAUGUCCGUACUAAUAAUAUCAAUUUAAGCUAUGUUCCUGAUUCAUCAAAUAUUGUCAUGGAACAUCUAAGUCUUGAAGAACGAAUGCGUCGGCGACAAUUUAAAACAUAUCCAUUGGAUCGGCCACCAUUAUGUAAUUUACUUUAUGCAGCUGUAAAAGCCUAUAUUGAAGCUGUCAUGCGACGAUUAGAACAUAUCAGUCCACGGCAUUAUGGUGAUUUUAUUGAAUUUUUAACACGAGCACAAGAAACAAUCAUAUUGGCACCGGAUGGUAAAAAUGAAUUUGCCAAACUAUUGGAAAAUAUUAAAACACUUUAUAAAGGAAAGAAAAAAUUGAUGUGUCUAGUCAGAGAACGAUUCAAUUGAUUGAUACAAAUGAAACUUUCAUUUUCAU
This is a messenger RNA of Dermatophagoides farinae (American house dust mite), 3905 nucleotides long. Lineage: Eukaryota; Metazoa; Arthropoda; Arachnida; Sarcoptiformes; Pyroglyphidae. The record is from RefSeq and is a predicted model, not a curated record.